AUGUCUGAAAUAAUAGGUGAUAAAACUUUAAAAUCAACACACAAACCCACUUUUACUCAUUACAACAAUUAUACUACUCAUAAUGGUAAUAGUAGCCAGAGAGGCAUAGAUUAUGCAGCUGCCAACGAAUUGCCAACUAUCAACAACGAUCGUUUGCUGAUAACAAACAUAUCACGUGAACGCGCCAGCUCGUUUCAAGAAUCAAAUAAGGUAAACAGAGAAUAUGUGUAUCAAAAAAAUGAGCAAGAUGUGUGUAAUAGUAAAACACUUUUAUACAAUCCGAAUAAUACUAGUAAUAACAUAUCACAUGGUCGUCAUGUUAACGUCAUGUAUAAAAGUACUGAAAGAUCAGUAAAUCCCACCCACUUAAAACAAAGCCAUAGUUUCAAGAAAUAUCGUUUAACGCAUACUUUAUCAGAAGAAAACCGAACAAAUAUAAUGCCUUUAACACUGAACAAAAUGAAUCCACCACAGUCAUUACGUCAAAUAAUAAGUUUGAAAAAAUGUUUACAAAUGCCAACUGAAUCCAGUUACAAUCAACACACUAAUUAUGAGCUACAAAAUAAAAGGGGAUCAAAAUACUCUAACAUGUUAGAACCUAAUUCUUCCAUUGACUGUGCUAUAUUCCAUCAACCUCAUCCAAGUAUGCAUAGUGAAAGACGUUAUUCACGACAUUUGAAACCACUAGAUGCAUGGCAGAGUAGACAGUCACAUAGUAUGGAAAUAGUCAACACGACUGCCGCUAAUCAACGUUCAUUGUCUAGUCCACAAAAACGAGGUCCACUAUCCAAGCAAACAGCUAUACGUAAAUUACCACCUAUUUAUAGUCGAUCACUUCAACACUCCACAUGUUCAUUUCCCGUUCAUUGGGGUGGUUUUCUCAGUGGACCAACACUAUCAUUGACAUCAGCAUUUGAUUCAUCGAUUUCCCUAGAUUCACAUGAACCGAUACAACCAAUAUUACUACUACAACAACAACUGCAACAAAGAUCACAACAAUCUUACCGAGGCAAAUUUUCGGCUUCAAAAGAACACGCCUAUUCAGCUUCAGAAUCACCUCAGAAUUUAAUCCCACUAGAGGAAUCGUUAACCAACAGCCGACAUAUUAAAAGUUUACACCAAUCACGGAUAAAUUUAUCACCUUCAUCAUAUAGUCAUCAUAAUGGCAGUAAUUUAACACAACCAAUUACACGUAAAGUUCACAGUUUUGAGCUGAAUUCCAAUCCACGCUAUCAGCAAUUAUUACCCGAACUUGUUAGAAAUAACUCAGUUCUGUUAAAAGUCAAUGACAUCCAUCAAUUAGGCCAUUCAACCCAUUCAUCAAGACGUGGUUCAUCAAACAGCAAUAAUUCUGUAUUUUUAUCCAAAGAAUGGAAAUAUUCUAAAUCCAAGUUAAGUAGUGAAUUCUCACCUGUUCAAAACCCAAUAUCGCCGUAUAGUAAUGACAACAAUAAUAAUAAUGACAAAAUUGUACAGCAAUUAAUACCACAGAACUGUACAGCAAAACCAUUGGAGAAACUUAUCCCACCAGAUCUUAUCUUCAGUCCGGCAUCACGACGUGCUUCAAUGAUGGAUGAAGAUAUAUCCGGUGUCCAAAAUUCAAUGCUGAAUGUUACAGGUGAUUUAAAAGAAUUCUAUUUGAAUAACUUAGAAUAUAAUGAUAACAAUAAUACUAAUAGUACUACCAAUGCUACUGAGACAAAUAUACUAAUUGAACCACUUCACCACCAGAACUAUUCAGAAAUUAAUUUUCCAAAAAACAGGAACAACACAAAUUCAUUUGCUAAAGACAACACUGAAGUAAAUAAACUGAUGCCAACUCACUCAUAUGAAUCAGAUGGACAGAAAUAUUCAUCGCCUAACCAUUACUGUUUAAGGUAUGGCAGACACAAAUCAGCAGACACCUUUGUUUCAAAGAAUGGAAUAAAUACCAUGAGAGAAUUUUAUUCGCACAGAAACAGUGCUAGUGUUCAUCAAAACACACCACAUUUAUCAAGAACUUAUCUUAAAUCAGAUCAACAGAGUUUAACACCACCAGGAUCCCAAUUGCCUGUGUCAAUCAACAAUGGUUAUAGAAACUCCUCUGAAUACCAAUCACACCUUCAUAUAGCAUGUCGUUCACAAAUAGAUAUGCGAAAUAUCGACAAUGGAUGGGAUACUAUGGAUCGAUUUGUCAACAAAGACAGUAAUAGUAAUCUCACUAAUAGACAUCAGCAUCAAGCACCAAAUUUCAACCUGACAAACAACUCCAAAGAAUCAUACUUUUUGAAUGUUAAUGAUGAAAAAGAUGAUAAUGUAAUUACUGGGAAAGAUAACAAUGAUAGAAGUAAGAUGAGAAUAUCGGCAAAUCGGAUAAAAUCGUUAUCGGAUGAAGAAUUCAGCGACAGAUCAUUACCUCGAUCAUCAUCGUCAAUUAUAACAACAACAAAAACAGAUAGUAGACCAAAAAUGAAAACUUUACAAGGUGAAGAUUACCUCUUCAAAAGUACACGCGGCGAUAAAACAAAUAUCAUUGACCCACUGUUGUUGAAGCCAUCCUUAGGACCAGUAAUCGACAGCAGUGAAGAAAAUACAAGUGAUCCGUGUGAAAAUGAUACUUAUCUCUUAGAUAGAUCAGAACCAGUGAAUAUUUCAAAGAAAAUGAUAAUGAAAUCAGCUAGUAGUCUUUUACAGUCAACAUAUCAACAAAGAAAUAAAAGCUCUACAAUGCUAAAUACAAACAAUGCUGAUAAAAACGAUAUCGAUAGUCAUGCAGCUAGACGAAGGAGAAGCUUCUUGUUAACCUACUGGCAACAAACUAUUCAACAAGAUGAUGAACAAAGUAAUGGAGAUACCUGUAACAUUUAUGAAUCAUCUGAUGAUGACGACGACGACAAUGAGGAAUUUAGUAAAGACAAGAAUAAAUCAAAUAGAUAUGAAUCUACAGGUGGAUUAAAUGACUACAGAAGUAAGCAUCAUAACAGUAACGAAAUUGACAAUGAUAAUCUUCAUAACAGUGUGAAAGACUCCACAUUAUUACACAUUAAUAGAUCAGUAAACAAUACACGCUGCAAAUCAAGUGAAUCAGGACUGAACUACUUUAACAAUAAUAGUAGUAUAAGGAAUAAUAACAAAAUUUACACUAGACAAGAACCUUUAUCAAUGUACCAUCAACAACAAGAUAACCAUAACUAUCACAAUACAAGAAAAUCUCGAAUUAAAUCAAGAUACCAAUAA
Molecule: messenger RNA, 3216 nt
Organism: Heterobilharzia americana
Lineage: Eukaryota; Metazoa; Platyhelminthes; Trematoda; Strigeidida; Schistosomatidae
Source: the annotation of a GenBank genome assembly